GGAUAGGUGUAGGCACGCAUGACGCCCAGCAACAACACGCGUUGCGGUGACAUCCUCUGUGAUUGGUGAACCGAACCACAUCUCUUCUUGUAAAAACGGCACAUUAACUCAUUUCCUCACACGUGUCCCUAUCCCCAACCCUCACUAACACGUACCCAUCCUUCUCUCCCCAAAUGUCCUUCUUCCUUAAUAUUCGCCUCUCUCUUAUUGGCCCUUCACACUUCUUAUAACCUUCCCUACCUCAUCACUCUCUUUGAUCUCUCACCAUCCAUAUCUUCUUCUUCUUCUUCUUUGAGUUCUUUUUUUUUCUUCUUGACGUCAUGAUAAAGAUACUCAACCCUCACUCACACCAUUCUCACUCGACCACAACUCUUAAAACAGCUGAGAUCUUGUCUAAAUACAGACCCAUUGCUCCUAAGCCCGGGACGCCUCGAGUUAAUGACGAUGACCCCUCUUCCUCUAUGUCUCACAAGAUCAGCCAAUCUCCUUACCUUCGUAACCUCUGGCCUCAGCUUCAAGCGCGGCCUACAAGAACCCGCAAGCGAGGCCGAGGCGGGAUGGGUCCCUCUUCUCUUGCUAUGAAGAGACCAAAGUCGUUAUGCGGUUCUUCUCCCACUUCUACUAAUUCUACACAACGUGUUCUUGGACCUAUUAAAACACUGCCGUUUCAGGCUUUCACUCAUCAUGGGUUACCUAACCUAGCUCAAGUUGGCUACGCUUUGGACAAUGGUGGCUCUUCUGCUUUGGUGACUUUACCUCUUCUUCAAUGCUAUCCUCCUCCCUCCAAAUGCAUGGAGCCAGAGAUCAAAGGAAAAGGUGUCAUUGAUCUCAACAAGACCGCGGAAGUGAUACAAGAGAGAGAUUUCUUGACGCAACUACAAGGACCCAUCACCACACCCACAACCGCAACCACAAGCAGAGUCAUAUCACCGCAGGCCAUAAGACCGGUUUGCUCAAAAAUCAACGUAGCCUACAUAAACCCACUAACCAACCCAUCUCCACCAUCUCAAACCAGCAAGAAAUCACCAAGAGAGGUCGAAGAGGAAGUCGAAUCCGAUGACUUGCCCUCUGUGAUCACCGAUUCCAACAACAGGGUCAGGCUCGUGAACUCCGCUUACAAGGAAAUGAUGGGUCAGCCCGAGUGCUCGUGGCUGGAUUCAAUGGUGAGAGGGAAGAGGAUCUGUGGGGAAGUAAUGAUCAAUUUUUGUGAAUCCAAAAUUCCAGUGAUGACUGAGAAUAAUGGGUUCUCUUGCUGGGUGAGGAUAGAUUGGGGAAGAGUCGGUAAGGAGGUGUACAUGCAUGCCUUUUGCGAUGUAACGAAACUUGCUUGCGAUUCCAAAGAUUAUGUCUUUACGUGGAGGUUUCACACAACCACUGACCGCAGAGAUACUUGUCAUUCAAGCUGCAACGUUUAGAUUAGGUUUUGGAAUAUGUGUGUUACCCUUUCUAGUAGUUCUUUAGCGUAAUGAUAUAUCUAUAUAUAUAUAUAUUAUCUAUAGCAAAUAUGUAAAUGUCAGUUAGUCAUAAUUUCUGCUGUUGAAAUACAGUAUGAAUUGAGAAGAACAAGUUCCUCCUUAUAGUAGAAUGGUAUUAUAAUCUCUGGAAACAGAAACUUUUAAAUUUCGUUGGUAAUGUACUUAACGUUGUUGUCUU
Messenger RNA from Arabidopsis lyrata subsp. lyrata, 1653 nucleotides. RefSeq lists its product as uncharacterized. The record is from RefSeq and is a predicted model, not a curated record. Lineage: Eukaryota; Viridiplantae; Streptophyta; Magnoliopsida; Brassicales; Brassicaceae. Bases 321 to 1415 code for a protein of 364 amino acids. The transcript has a single exon.